Molecule: messenger RNA, 5045 nt
Organism: Phycodurus eques (leafy seadragon)
Lineage: Eukaryota; Metazoa; Chordata; Actinopteri; Syngnathiformes; Syngnathidae
Product: lysophosphatidylcholine acyltransferase 1
Exons: 14
Coding region: 324-1949 (541 amino acids)
Molecular function (GO): calcium ion binding
Source: RefSeq, a predicted model, not a curated record
UCGUGGCUCCAGUCCGUUAGCAUGCCGAGCUAGCGGAUCGCAGCCUUCUGCGCAACGGGGCUGACGAACAAGGCGACUCGGCGUCCAGAUAAAGCCGACUUGAAGUGACGCCGCCUAAUCCAAAGAUAACCAUUAUCCCUCCAUGGUGCCCGAUGAAGGGAGAUAGCGUUAAUAACCACGCACCGUCGCCGUAAUUAGCCGCCGAGCGCGAUACAGCCGAAGACUGCAACUGCGAAGUGUCUCUUGUGGACCGUCGUUCAAAUUCGCGUCUGCCUUUUUUGGGGGGCUAUUUAGGGCGCACUCGACACAUAUUUGUGGUCGCGAUGAGGCUGGGGGCUCGCGGACAACGUGCGAUGGACGCCGACGGGAAGAAGCUGGACCGAGCGCCUCCGUUCAGAAACCCUUUUGUACACGUCUUGAAAUUCACCGCCAUGGAAAAGGCCAAGAUAGCAGUUAUGACAGUCACGCUAUUCCCCAUCCGUCUACUCGUAGCUGCAUCUAUGAUGCUGCUGGCUUGGCCUUUUGCGUUUCUGGCCUCAGCGGGACACUCUGAGACUGCUGUCGAACCGCAGUGCCUCUGGAGGAGACUGGUUGACAUCAUUUUGAAGAUCAUCAUGCGGGUCAUGUGGUUUGCGGGCGGCUUCCAUUGGAUAACUGUUAAAGGGCAGCGGGCGUUGCCCACCGAAGCACCCAUUCUCACUCUGGCGCCCCACUCUUCCUACUUUGAUGCUAUACCAGUCACCAUGACAAUGGCCUCCAUUGUCAUGAAAGCAGAGAGCAAGGAUAUACCCGUGUGGGGAACUUUAAUAAAGUACAUCAGGCCAGUGUUUGUAUCAAGAUCAGACCAGGACUCGAGAAAGAAAACUGUGGAAGAGAUCAAACGCAGAGCCCACUCUGGAGGGGAAUGGCCACAGAUAAUGAUUUUUCCAGAGGGCACCUGCACAAAUCGAUCCUGCCUAAUCACCUUUAAGCCAGGGGCCUUCAUCCCAGCUGUACCAGUGCAGCCAGUUGUGAUGCGAUACCCAAACAAACUGGACACAAUCACUUGGACGUGGCAAGGGCCUGGAGCGUUUAAGAUCUUGUGGCUGACACUGUGCCAGCUACACAACGUGUUUGAAAUAGAGUUCCUUCCAAUCUACACUCCCUCUGAGGAAGAGAAAAGGAAUCCUGUUCUGUUUGCUGUCAACGUGAGGCAUGUCAUGGCCAAAGCCCUGGGGGUCCCCAUCACAGAUUAUUCAUUUGAGGACUGCCAGCUGGCAAUGGCAGAAGGCCACUUAAGACUGCCAGUUGACACCUGCCUGUUGGAGUUUUCCAAACUUGUCAGGAGGCUGGGGCUUAAACCCCAAAACCCCGAAAAGGUUCUUCAGGAUUAUGGGAACAGAUCCAGAAAGCUGCAAGGACAGAAGCUGUGCUUGGAUGACUUUGCUCAGUUCUUGGAUGUGCCCGUUUCAGAUAUGUUACAAGACACAUUUGUCCUUUUUGAUGAGCAUGAAGAUAACAGCGUGGAUAUCAGAGAAUAUGUGAUAGCCUUAUCUGUUGUAUGCAGGCCUUCCAAAACUCUGGAAACACUGAAAUUGGCCUUCAAGAUGUUUGAGGCCGAGGAGGAUGGCGCUAUCACAGAGCCCGAGUUGGCAGUUAUUCUCAGGACCGCUUUGGGAGUGAGUCACCUCAGUGUCACCUGCUUGUUUGCUGCCAUUGAUAGUGAAGGCGCGGGAAAGAUCACAUUCGAGAAUUUCCAGAGCUUUGUGGAAGAACAUAGUGACUUGGGAGAGGACUACCUGUACCCGAAAAAUUCUGGCCUCCUCAGUGGUACCUGCCAACAUCAACAAACAACUUUUCACAACGUGCAUGACACUGCCAACAGCAAAAUAACUAACGGCAUCUGCCCCGACUUCAGCCCCAAUGAUCAUGACAGCACAGUACACGGACUCCUCAAGAAACACAAUUGAAAGAGUUGAGGGUGCAGUUGUGGAACAGCAAGCAUCUCUCCUGGCGAGAGGUUGUGAUGUGGCGCAUGCUUGAUAGACGGUUGCAUUUUUUUAACUGAAAGGGACUAUAUUUCAGUCACUACAAAUGAGAUGUUUACCUUACCUUUUUGCUAGCGUUGUGUCCACAUAGUUUUCUUAAGUAGGGUUCUACAUGAUAGCUGUUUUACGUAUAUUAAUUACAAUUAUUCUUCAUAGUCUGGGUUGUCAAAAGGCAAACUUUAGCUGUUUCAAAUACAAUGCAUAAAUACUUGAAGGGCACUUAUUAAAGGUCAGGGCAUUGUUUUUUUUUGUUUUGGUUUUUUUCUCUGCUGAAUUUUUGAAUAGACUGCAUGCUUAAAGCGAGUGGAAAUCAAGCCUCGACUAUGGAAGCGACACAUUUUGGACAAAUAUUGAGUUUCACAUUUUUAUUUCUGUUUUUUUUUGGUUUGUUUUUUUAAUUGGUAGCUGCCUUUUGGCGAGAUAGUGUGGACAUGGAAUUUUGGGCAGUAUUGAGAAGUAUUUACAUGACAAAGGUCCACUCGAGUAUACCAGUGACAAUUGUGCCACUUGAAGCAAUUUUUCUGCAUCAAGCCAAAUUUGAGGUGUACUCUGACCUUUUGAGUUGAUUACAUUUUUGCUACAAGUUUGUUUUAUACAUAUAUUUAUACAAUAAUUUUGUUUUAGCUCAGGGUUCAGUAACACAACAGACAAAUAUACUUGUAUGAUGUCAUAAUUUUUGACUCUGGGUUCUGUGCAUGUCUUUUCUUUGUACGACAUCCGAACUGGUCUGCCCAAUCACUCCCUCAGUUAUUCAAGUGUCUUUUCUUAUUGUUGAAAUGACACAAUGUGGACCAAAAAUAUGUUUGGUGAUUAUGUCACCUGUUAUGUCUGUAUUGUCCCUUUUAGUCAGUGGUGUAAUGGCUUUAAAAGGGGGAAGGGGGCAGGGAUGUGACCAUUGAAAGCACAUUUUGUUUUGGUGGAUUUCUUUUUUUUUUUUUUUAAAAGGACAUAAUUCCAAAUUCCCUUUCUGCCUUACAUUGCCAUACAGUUUGACCAUUCCUAUUAAAUACAGAAUAUUAAUAGCUUCAAUCGCUUGAAAAGAAAUAUGCUAGUAGUCGUAUUUUUGUAUAAAUUCUCAGUACACUAUAGGCUAGUACAACGACCAUAUCUGGAACCAGCCUGAAACUGCACAAAGCAUGAUGCAAUGAUACUAGUUUCAAUCGUUGUCCAAAAAUGGAAACUAAUUUUGUAUUUAUGCUAUUCUUGUUUAAAAUAUAAAAGGGAUAUUACCAACUCUGUUUGGGGGGGGGCGUAAUUGCUUUUUCAUUAGCAUAUCCUUAAAAAAAAAAAAAAGUGUUUUCCCCUUGUAGAUUAUAUACCACUGAAGACUAUGCUUGCAUGUUCCUGUUAAGACUUUCACUAAAGCAAUAUUCCACUUUUUUCAGCCUUUCAAAGAGUUCUGUUAUGUAUUUUGAAUAUUCCAAAUGCAGGACAUUUUGUGAAUGUUUGAUAUAUAUGUAUGUCUAUGUGUAUAUAUACAUAUAUAUAUAUAUAUACAUAUAUACAUAUAUAUAUAUAUAUAUAUAUAUGUAUAUAUAUAUUUUUUUUUUUAAUACUGCCGCAGAUUGUAUUGUUGACGAAAAUGAGCCACAUUUUCUUUUUUUGUAUUGUUGGCGAAAAUGAGCCACAUUUUCUUUUUUCUUCGUUUUCUUCAUGUGAUACUACAACUUAAUGCUGUAUUUUUCAACCACAAUGUGAUGUCCAAUUAUUUUAUUCCUUCUAUUGCUAAGUUGAUUGCUCCCAACCUAAAUUCAGAUUUUUGUAGAGAAACCGAUAGCCUUGAAUAUAAUUUUAGUGCUUGAUAAGAGAAUGUAUUGACAAUCUUGUCACAAUCAAAAGCAAAGCAAAGCAAACUGAAGUUUUGGUGAAAAAAAAUUGUACACUUUUUAUCCUCUUACACCUUUUGUUUUGUUGUUGAACUGGCGUGCAUUAAAGUCGACUGGCUUUGAGUGUAGGAAUGUGUCGCGCCUUGAGGUGACGUCUGCACCGCAUGACAGGCCGCAAGACGCAAGCAAACCCUCCAGAUCGUACGCAUAUUCAAAUGAAGUUUUGAUUUUGAGUCACAAUGCUUUUGAUAUGGCUCUGUGUUUUAUUUCUCUUGCGUAUUUGUGCUUGCACUUUAGUUCUGUUUAUUUUGUAAAGAAAGUUCACAGAUAAAGCAUGUUAAGUUUGUUUACUUUUUUAAUAGCAAUAGUCUAUCCAUUGUAGAUUUAGACGAAGCAGCACCGAUUCCCUUAUUUUAGACCAAUUUUGGGUUAUUUGAAUGCCUCAAGUACAAAUUUUAGACCGACUUUUCUGCUUCGUCUUGGAACAAACACUUAUAGCAUGAGAAUGAAUGACUUUGCAAACUUGGUAACAUCUAUUAGGUUUGAAUGAGUAAGAAAUGCUUGCACCACACAGUGGAAAUGUAUUUGUCAACGGGUGUUUAGACAAUUUCCAUGUAAAUGUGAAGGAAACAAUAUUUUGUACAUCCAGAGAGGAGACGUGACUAUGAAAUACUACUCAAACACAAUGGCAAGGACUUGACCUUGAAUCGAAUGUUUUUAAAUCACACCAAGUAGCCCCUUUUUUUAAUAUAUAUAUAUAUAUACAAAACUGUUCAUUUGGAUUGCAAAAGAAUGGUAUUAUUGAGUACAUGUUUGUUUGUCUGUAUUUACACCUGUAACAGUUUCUGGGUACAUUCACCGUUUUGUUCCUGCAUUUUCCAUCUUGCCGUUCUUCUGAAUAUUCAUGCUGCUCGCUAAACACAGUUUGCCCAUCAUUGAGCUGAAGAAGAAAGAUGUUGUGUACUCUUGACAGAGUGAUAUUGUCUUUCUGAUGGUUCACUGCUGGUGGACUAAACAACUGUUUCCUCUGUAGCUUUACAUCACCUCUUUUUUUGUACUCAACUUUUAUUUUAGAAAUGCAUUUUGAUAAGUCAUUAUUGCAAGCUACUUUGCAUUUGUCUAUUAAGGACUGGUAUGAUGUAACUUGUUAAUGUGACUUGGAUUUAAUUAAAAAAAAACUAAGCUACCUGAA